Molecule: messenger RNA, 8578 nt
Organism: Tinamus guttatus (white-throated tinamou)
Lineage: Eukaryota; Metazoa; Chordata; Aves; Tinamiformes; Tinamidae
Source: RefSeq, a predicted model, not a curated record
UGCCUCCAACAGCACCAGGGCCCGGAUGGCCUCACAACGUCUCCGUGUUGCUGGGCUCCGAGGCAGUGCUGGAGUGCCGGACCUUGGGGGUACCCCCGCCGCAGGUGGAGUGGCUGAAGGACGAACAGCCUCUGUCCACAGCGGACUCUCGUGUCCAACUCCUGGAGGAGGAUCAGGUGUUGAGGAUCGAGGACAGCCAGCCCAGCCACCAAGGGAGGUAUCAGUGUUUAGCGUUCAACCAGGCUGGCCAGCACAGCAAGGCUUUCCAGCUGCUUGUACUCACUCCCCCCUCCAUCCUGGACUCCGGUGGGACGGCGGUGGUGACGGUGCUGCUGAAUCACUCCCGUGAGCUGCCCUGCGAGGCACAGGGCUCGCCAGCACCCGGCAUCGCGUGGUUCAAAGACAGGCGGCCCCUUAUAUCCAGUGCCAAGACCACCUAUGUGAGAGGGGGACACAUCCUACAGCUGAACAUGGCCCAGGUGACGGAUGCAGGGCUGUACACGUGCCGGGCCACCAACCCUGUGGGCACGGUGGAGAGGGCUGUGAGGCUUGAAGUUUAUGUGCCACCGCGUAUCGACAGCGUCGCCGAUGAGGACCACGUGGUGGUGGUGGGACAGCCCUUGGAGCUCCAGUGCUCAGCCAGCGGCCACCCGCCGCCCGCCCUGACGUGGCUCAAGGACGGGCUCCCGCUGCUCGGUGACGCGGGGAUGCUGCUCCUGGAGCCUGAGAGCCGAAGCGGCAUCGCGGAGCUCAGCGGGAACCUACACCUGCUUCCCCCACAGGUGCUGAUCAGCGAUGGGGAGAGCCACGUGACGGUGACUGCCAACGACUCCCUUCAGAUGCACUGCCACGCCACGGGCUUCCCUGCGCCCCAGCUCCAGUGGCUGAAGGACGGCCACCCGCUGGACGAACUGGAUGGGGUGGUGGUGUCGGAGGACGGCAGGACGCUGGUGAUCCCCCGUGCAGGGCGCAGUGACGAGGGGCUCUACAUCUGCCAGGGCAGCAGCGAGGCAGGUGGAGCCCAGACAGAGGUGUGGGUAUUGGUGCAAGAGCGCCCAUCAGUCAGCAUUGUGGAGGGACAAGGCCUCAGCGUGGCCCUCCGGGAGCCUGUGACUCUUCGGUGCUUGGCCACUGGCACUCCACCUCCACGGCUCAGCUGGUGGAAGGAUGGGCUGCUCUUGCCAGCCACGGGCCACCUCUACCAGAUUGAGAAGGCUGACUUGAUGGAUGAAGAAGUCUAUUCCUGUGUGGCAGUGAACUCUGUCGGGGAGGACAAGCAGGAUGUGGUGCUGAAGGUCCUGGUGCCUCCAAGCAUCGAGCCAGGUGAGGUGAACGUGACCGUCCUGGAGAACACCACGGCGUCCCUGCGGUGUCUGGCCUCCGGGGUGCCACCUCCAGACAUAGCCUGGUACAAGGGACCUGAGCAACUCUCAGCCAGGCCAGGCCUGGUGCUGUACAGAGAUGGGAAGCACCUGGAGAUCCAGCGUGCCCAGACCUUGGACUCCGGGAGCUACCGCUGUGUGGCCUCCAACGCGGCUGGUGUUGCUGAGCUCUGGUACAGCCUGCAGGUGACGGUGCCCCCGCGCAUCACGUCUGGCCCCAGCUCUGUGACAGUGGUGAUGAAUGAGCCAGUGGAGCUGGCAUGUGACGCCACCGGGGUCCCCGCACCAGUCCUGUUGUGGCUGAAGGAUGGCAAUCCCGUGCCCGCUGUGGUGGCAGACGGGCCACAGGUCAUCUCCGGCGGGCGCACGCUGUCCCUGCGGGCUGCUCGGCUCCUGCACCCGGGGACAUACGUGUGCGUGGCCAGCAGUGUCGUUGGGGAGGACCGGCGGGAGGCCGCGCUCGGGGUGCGGUUGCCAUCCAGCACACUGGGCGAAGAGCAGAACGUCUCCAUCCUCGUCAACCAGUCGGUGGCCCUGGAGUGCCUGGCCCCGGGGCUGCCAGCUGGGGAGCCCCGUUGGCUGAAAGACGGGCGCUUGCUCACACCGGGGGCAGGAGCACAACCCUCUGCAGAGGGAACUACCCUCCAGAUCAGGAGCGCUGACGUGCAGGAUGCAGGCAGGUACACGUGUGAGGUGUCCAGCCCCCUGGGCCGCUCGGAGAAUCACUACAACCUCGACGUGUGGGUGCCCCCAUCAUUCGCCUCGCCGGAGCCGGCCACCGUGUCGGUGCUGGAAGGGCAGGUUGUUCAGCUGGCCUGCGAGUGCCACGGGAUCCCCUUCCCCACCCUCUCCUGGUGGAAGGACGGUGAGCCCCUCUCCACCGAGCCGGGCAGCGCGGAGCUGGUGUCUGCAGGAGGGAGGAUGCUCUACAUAGAGAAGGUGCGGCUGGCCGACAAGGGCUCGUACACGUGCGAGUGCCGCAAUGCUGCAGGCCGCAGCAGCAAGGACUAUCGCCUGCGGGUCUAUGCGCUGCCAAGGAUCCAAGGCAGCAGCAAGGCCCUGAGGAAGGUUUCUGUGGUCAAGGCUGGCGAGACGGUUCUGGAGUGCGAGGCCGUGGGAACGCCACCGCCCACGGUGACGUGGGUGAAAGACGGGCAGCCUGUGGCAAACAGGGACGGGCUUCUCCUUACCAAGCAGGGAAAGCGGCUGCGCAUCCCCAAGGCAGAGGUCACCCACGCAGGACGCUAUACGUGCCUGGCCAUGAACGCGGUGGGGCAGGAUGAGAGGGAGUUUGACGUGGCCGUGCUCGUUCCUCCCGAGUUCAUUCAAGGAUCAGGAUCAACAACCAACAUCAGCGUGUCUCUUCAUGGAGCCCUGACACUGACCUGUGAGGCCUCUGGUAAUCCCUCACCCAUCGUCACCUGGUUCUGGAAGAGCUCUCCUGUCAUCCCCAGCGAGCACACACGUGUGCUCUCAGGGGGCUGGAUGCUGAGGCUCACUCGCACGCGAGCCCAGGACGGAGGCCUCUAUUCCUGUCUGGCCAGUAAUGCAGCUGGGGAGGCCAGGAGAGAUUUCCACGUGGAGGUUCUCGUUCCUCCCCUCAUUGAGAGUGCGGAUGAGGAAGAAAGCAUCAAAGUGCCCGAGGGUCACCCUGUCACCUGGUCCUGCCUGGCUACAGGCCACCCCCAGCCGCAGAUCACCUGGCUGAAAGACGGCCAACCUCUGCCUAGUGGAGACACCUACUCCAUCUCCCCCGAUGGCUCCAUACUGCACAUCACCCAGAGCGCCCUUUCUGACGCUGGCCGCUACUCCUGCGUGGCAUCCAAUUCUGUGGCAAAUCAGACCAAGCACUACCUGUUGGAUGUUUUGGUCAGCCCCAUGUUUCCUGGAGCGGCCCAUGAUACCAGCACAGAAGAUGUCACUGUGAUCAUCAACAACCCCAUCUCCCUCAUCUGCGAGGCUCUGUCCUACCCAUCUCCCAACAUCACCUGGCUCAAGGAUGAGAUUCCUCUCGAAGUCUCUAGGAACGUUCACUUGCUCCCUGGUGGCCAUGGGCUGCAGAUCCUGAAUGCCCUCGAGGAGGAUGCAGGCACAUACAGUUGCAUCGUGACCAAUGAGGCUGGGGAGUCUGUGAAGAACUACACCGUGAAGGUCCUGGUUCCUCCUUGGAUUACCAAAGAUGACCCUUACUGGGAAUUUGCUGUGACAGAAGUGAAAACCAAGGUCAACAGCACUGUGACGCUGGAGUGCGAAUCUUGGGCUGUGCCCGAGCCAACCACCCAGUGGUACAAGGAUGGGCAGCUCCUGGAAAGUGCUGGUCACCUCCAGAUCCUCAGAGAGGGGCAGAUCCUUCAGAUCAAACCGGCCAGUGUCUCUGAUUCAGGGCACUACACCUGUGUGGCUACCAAUGCCGUGGGUGAAGACGACAAGGACUUCAGUGUGCGCAUCCAAGUGCCACCACUGUUCCAGAGGCCAGGGAGUGCCAACGAGGCCUUUGAGAUCCUCUACAGAGAAGAAGAUGAGGACGGCGAGGUGGUGGAGCACCGGCAGGCUGUACUCAACAACCCAGCUGUGCUCUACUGUGACACCAGUGCUGUCCCGCCUCCCCGGCUCACCUGGUACAAGGAUGGAGAGCCCCUCUCCUCCAGCCAGGAAGUGCUGAUAUUGCUCGGGGGCCGGGUGCUGCAGCUGCCCGCUGUGCGGGAGGAGGAUGCGGGCAGGUACACGUGCGAGGCAACCAACGACGCCGGGGAGGACCGGAUGCACUACGAGCUGGAGGUGCUCACUGCCCCCAUCAUCCAUGGGAGCAUGGAGGACCAUGUGGAGGAGGUGACCAUCACAGCCAACAGCACCCUCCACCUCAAGUGUGAAGCCACGGGGAACCCGGCGCCUGCAGUUUCCUGGCUCUGGAAUGAUGUCCCCGUGAUUGCGGUGGAGGUGAACGAUGAGGGCAACUACACGUGUGCGGCAGAGAACCCAGCCGGCUCUGCCGAGAAGCACUUUGCCCUCAGCGUGCGGGAACCACCCCGGAUCGUGGGGGCAAACGCUGAACGCAUUGAUGGUGUUGUCGGCGGCAGCAUCUCCCUGGCGUGCGAUGUCCGCUCCCAUGUGGACGUGGAGAUCGCGUGGUACAAGGACGGCCGCAUCCUGGAGCCUGGUGAGGAAGUGUUCAUCACCCCAGGCUCGCACAUCCUGCAGAUACCCCACUUGCAGCUUUCCAGCACGGGCAUAUACAUGUGCGUGGCUCUGAACACGGCCGGCAGAGCUGAGAAGCUCUUCAUCCUCACCGUGCAGGCUCCACCGGCUGAGGCCCGGGCUCCGGUGGGUCGGCAGCCAGCCGUGACGGUGCGGGCCGGGGACACAGCCGUCCUGCACUGCAGUCUGGAGGAACAGCCGGGAUCCAUCAUCACCUGGUACAGGGAUGGGCAGGAGCUUGUGGCAGGGGACAGUGGUCGCAUCCUGCCAACAGGCCGGAGGCUGGAAAUAGAAAACGUGCAGGCCUCAGAUGAAGGGUUUUAUGGCUGCCGGGUAGUCGGUACCAUGGGAGAGGUGGCGCAGACCUUUGUGCUCGCUGUCCAAGCACCCCCGGGCAUCGAGGACCCGCAGCAGGAGACACUCGACGCGGCCAUGGGGACGCCCCUCAUCCUCACCUGUGAAGUCACCGGCAAGCCCGUACCCAUCGUCACCUGGCUGAAGGAUGGGCGCCCGCUGGAGAGCAGCCCGGAGCAGGGCCUGGUGGCGCGGGGGCCGCAGCUGCAGCUCAGCCCCUUGCAGCCCUUCCACGAGGGCCGCUACACGUGCCUGGCGCGCGGCCACGGCGCCGACGUGCGCAAGGACUUCCUGGUGCUGGUGCGAGUGGCUCCCCGGAUCACGAGUGCAGGGGUCCCCAGCGAGCACAGCGUGCUGGAGGGCAGUGGGGUGACGCUGGAGUGCCAAGCUGAGGGGCAGCCUGUCCCCCAGGUCACCUGGCUGAAGGACGGGCAGCCCCUGGGGCUCCAGCCCCCAUCACGCGCCCGGCUGGCUCCAGAUGGCAGCUCUCUGCUCCUCGAGGGGCUCCAGGCUGCUGAUGCAGGUGCCUACACCUGCCUGGCUCGAAACGUUCCCCCAUCCAUCGAGAGCGGCGGCACAGAGGAGCUGCUCUACGGCGUCCUGGGCAUGCUGGUGACACUGGAGUGCCGGGCGCGGGGCACCGGGCCCCUGCAGCUGAGCUGGCUCAAGGACGGGCUGCCCCUCGGCCUCUCGGCCCGCGUGCGCCUGCUCUCAGCCGGGCGCACGCUCCGGAUCUCCCCGGUGCAGGUGGCUGAUGCUGGACUCUACACCUGCGUGGCUGCCAAUGAAGCUGGAGUGGCCAACCGCAGCUUCGUCCUGCACAUCCAAGUGCCCCCCGUGCUGGAGGUGACCCCGGAGAGCAGUGAGGAGCAGGUGGUGAUGGCGGGUGCCGAGGUGACCUUCACCUGCGAUGCCACCGGCUCUCCAGCACCGGUGCUGAGCUGGCUGAAGGACGGGGAGCCCCUGGUGCCGGGGGGCAAUGGCACGAGCUCGCGGCUGCGCCUGGAGGCCGUGGGGCUGGCGGACGCUGGGGUUUACUCCUGCCUGGCCAUGAAUGAGGCGGGCGAAGCCAGCCAGCGCUUCCGCCUCGUGGUGAUGGAGCCGCCCCAGGUUGAGGUCCCAGCACACAUGGUUGAGAUGCUCAUCACUGCGGGUGCCCCACUGGAGCUGAUGUGCCUGGUGACGGGUGUCCCUGUGCCCACUGUCACCUGGGAGAAGGAUGGGCGGCUGCUGGCUGGACCUCAGCUCGUGGCAGGGAAUGAGAGCACCCUGCGGAUAGAGCGUGCCGAGGUGGCCGAUGCUGGCUUGUACACCUGCCUGGCCACCAGCCCAGCCGGUGAGGACAGCGGCACCUUCCAUGUCCAGGCCCAAGUACCCCCCAUCAUCGCGGGUGCCGGAGAGACUCGCAACAUCACAGUCCGGGCAGGAGAGCAGCUCACCCUGGAGUGCCCCGCGGCCGCAGACGCCCGCGUGCGCGUGCUGGACGGCGGCCGCUUCCUGCAGCUCGGAGCGCCGCUGCGGACGGACAGCGGUGACUACAGCUGCACCGCCAGCAACGCGCUGGGCAGCACCAGCCUGCGCUUCCACGUGGAUGUUCACGUGUCCCCAGGGAUCCAGCCCGGCCCCGAAGUGGUGAGUGUGCCUGCGAACGGCUCGGCCGUGCUGCCCUGCCACGCGGAGGGGUGGCCUGUGCCGCAGGUGACGUGGCGGAAGGACGGACAGCUCCUGUCGCUCCCUGGGAACAGCCGGUACAGGACUCUGCAGCAUCCGAGACAGCUCUCGGUCACGCCAGCCUCCACAUCCAUGGGCGUUUUGGCGUGCCAGGAGCAGGAUGCUGCUGGAGGCGGGUGCAUCUCAGCUGUGGAGGAGCCCGAUGAGCCUUACAGGGCUCGCUAUGCUUCCCGCAGGCUGCGGCUGCUGCCGGGGGGCUCCCUGCACAUAGACCCCGUUCGGGCCCAGGAUUCAGGCCACUACCUCUGUGUGGCCUCCAGCCCUGCCGGCUCUGCCCGCCGAGGCCUCGACCUGCAUGUGCUGGUCCCUCCUGCCAUCGCCCCCGGGCCCUCCAGCAUCACCGCAGUAGCACAACAGCCGGCCACACUGCCCUGCGAAGCCACCGGCUCCCCUGAGCCCCGCGUCACCUGGGCGAGGAAUGGCCGUCCCCUGAACCUGCACAUCCCACCCAGCGCCUACAGGUACAGGAACAGCCGUCCCCUGAACCUGCACAUCGCGCCUGGCACCUACAGGGAGAGCAGCGUGCCCCCUGCCAUCGCGGACGACGUCACGGAGGUGGUGGUCACCCGGCUGUCCCCCGCUGUGCUCACGUGCUACGCCUCCGGCGUGCCCCCGCCGGCACUGUCCUGGAGCAAGGACGGGGCCACGCUGGCGAGCCGCGCUGGCGGCUACCGCGUCCUGCCCACAGGAGCCCUGGAGAUCCCCCAGGCGCUGCCCGUGCACGCUGGCCGCUACACCUGCACGGCGAGGAACGCCGCCGGCGCUGCGCACAAGCACCUCCUGCUCGCCGUGCACGAGCCCCCCGUGCUGAAGCCCCUGCCCGGCAUGGUGAUGGUGAUGGUCAAUGCCAGUGCAGCGCUGUCCUGCGAGGCCAGCGGCGUCCCUCCGCCGGCCAUCACCUGGCAGAAGGAGGGUGUCCCCGUCCCCAGAGGGCACGGGUUAGAGGUGCUCCCCAAUGGGCGGCUGCACAUCCCACGUGCCUCCGAGCAAGACGCUGGCAUCUACCUGUGUGUGGCUCAGAAUCCAUCGGGCACUGCGUCGGGACGGACCAGGCUCAUCGUGCGAGUGCCCCCGGCCAUCGCGCCCGGCCCCACACAACUGGCAGUGCUGGAGGGACUCGAAGCCCAGCUGCCCUGUGCAGCCCGGGGCGUCCCCGAACCCCGCGUGUCCUGGAGCAGAGAGGGAGCCCCGGUGCGGGGCACCAAGGCCACCGUGCUGCCCUCCGGCGCGCUGCUGCUCCGGGACGUGCAGGAAGGGGAUGCCGGUAGCUACUCCUGCACAGCGGCGAACUCGGCUGGGAAAGCCGCCCGCCAGCUCCAGCUCUCCGUGCACACCCUGCCCGUCUUCACCCAGCUGCCCGGGAACGUCGUCCUGAGCCGGGGCGAGCGGCUGGAGCUGCUGUGUGCCGCCAGGGGCAACCCCGAGCCCCGGCUCACCUGGACGGCCAACGGCCAGCCCGUCACCGCUGGCGUGCGGGAGCAGAGCGGCCGGAGCACCCUGCAGCGGGAGGCCGUCACCGCGGCGGGAAGCGAGCCACGUCGUGUGCGGGGCAGCCUUGUCGGCAUCAUCAACGCCCAGGAGUUCGGUGUUGCCACGCUCAACGCCAGCGUGCUGGAAGAUCCCCGCGCUGGCACGGCUGAUGUGCGGAGCAGCAUUCAGAGCAUCCCACUCUCCUUGGGGGAGCUCCUGCACAUCACGCACACUGCCCAUGGCUUGGACGGCACCGGCGCUCUGCUGCUCGACAGCGUCAUCAGCGGCUCCGUGCCCAAGCGCCUUGCCGAGGCCGGGGUGCUACAGCUGCAGGAUUUCAGUGAGCGCUACGUGCAGACGGGCCCGGGGCAGCUCCACGGCGAGGCGGUGCAGAGCUUCGUGCAGGGGGGCCGCGUCGCCCGUGCUCGCUGCACCCACUCCAUCGC